Messenger RNA from Acaulospora colombiana, 470 nucleotides. The record is from the annotation of a GenBank genome assembly. Lineage: Eukaryota; Fungi; Glomeromycota; Glomeromycetes; Diversisporales; Acaulosporaceae.
AGUUGCCAGAGCCACAAGAACAGAUCAAGCACGACAUAAAAGACGAACGAGAACCAAAACCGCACGGUCUUGGGAAUCUUUUCGACCAUGCGCUUGUUGACGAGUGGGACGGCGAUAAUGUGCCAAUAGACCCAAAUGCAAAGCUGGAAAACGACCCAGAACCGAACGAAACUCCUAUCUUGCAUCGUGUUGAACCCAUUAUUGUGGAACGCAAAACAUUGUCCUGGGCUAUCGGACCAAUUGUUCAAUCGCCAGAUCAAGAAGACGUUGAGGAGUACGACGACGCGGCCAGAUCGACGAGCAAGGUGAUACCUGGGAACAAGGACGCUUGGGCGAGAAAAUCGGCUAGGUUUUGCACCCAAGUUUCGAAUUCGGGGUUGAAGGGUCUCCUAAAGUUUUUGAGGUACCAGAGAAAGGUCGCGAUAAUCAUGUUGAUGGCUCCAUUGGAGGCAAAGGCGACCACAAUCUAG